AUGCUGUUUGGCGACUCGUCGCCAUUCCGGGAGCAGCUCGGCCUCGGCCUAGAGGCGAGUGUCCGUCGCUGUGUCGGAGACACCUGUCCCCGACACCAAGACAACCAGCUCUCUCUCCUGCCCCGCGGCGGGAGAGCGUGUCCGGCCGGCCGGCGGGGCUCGCGCACCCUCCUUCUAUUCCCCUUUCCCUGCAGCCUUUGCCCCGCCAGGCCCGGCCCGGACCUCCGAGCCCCGGCCUCCUCCUCCUUCUGGCCGCCCCGCGCCGCCUCGGCGGGGCCCGCCGGCGAGUCUAAACCCAAGAGCGAUGGAAAGAACUCAAAUGGAUCAAAGCGUUAUAAUCGCAAGCGUGAACCUUCCUACCCCAAAAAUGAAAAUUUUACCAACCAGUCCCGUCGCUCCAAUUCACAGAAAAGCAAAACUUUUAAUAAGAUGCCUCCUCAAAGGGGCGGCGGAAGCAGCAAGCUCUUUAGCUCUUCUUUUAAUGGUGGAAGACGAGAUGAGGUAGCAGAGGCUCAACGGGCAGAGUUUAGCCCUGCCCAAUUCUCUGGCCCUAAGAAGAUCAACCUGAACCACUUGUUGAAUUUCACUUUUGAACCUCGAGGCCAGGCAGGUCACUUUGAAGGCAGUGGACAUGGCAGCUGGGGAAAAAGAAACAAGUGGGGACAUAAACCUUUUAACAAGGAACUCUUUCUACAGGCCAACUGCCAAUUUGUGGUGUCCGAAGACCAAGACUACACAGCUCAUUUUGCCGAUCCUGAUACCUUAGUCAACUGGGACUUUGUGGAACAAGUGCGUAUCCGUAGCCAUGAAGUGCCAUCUUGCCCAAUAUGCCUCUAUCCACCUACUGCAGCCAAGAUAACCCGUUGUGGACAUAUCUUUUGCUGGGCAUGCAUACUGCAUUAUCUUUCACUGAGUGAGAAGACUUGGAGUAAAUGUCCCAUCUGUUACAGUUCUGUGCAUAAGAAGGAUCUCAAGAGUGUUGUUGCCACAGAGUCACACCAGUAUGUUGUUGGUGAUACCAUUACAAUGCAGCUGAUGAAAAGGGAGAAAGGAGUAUUGGUGGCCUUGCCCAAGUCCAAGUGGAUGAAUGUAGACCAUCCUAUUCAUCUAGGAGAUGAACAGCACAGCCAGUACUCCAAGCUGCUGCUGGCCUCCAAGGAGCAGGUGCUGCAUCGAGUUGUUCUGGAAGAGAAAGUAGCCCUGGAGUGGCAGCUGGCAGAGGAGAAGCACACUCCUGAAUCCUGCUUUGUUGAGGCGGCUCUCCAGGAGCUCAAGACUCGGGAAGAAGCUUUGUCAGGAUUGGCUGAAAGCAGAGAGGAAGUCCCGGGUGGUGUUGCUGCUCUGGAACAACUGGUGCUGAUGGGUCCCUUGGCGAAAAAGUCGGUUUUUCCACCCAGAAAGGGUGUGCUAGAAUAUCUGUCUGCCUUUGAUGAAGAAACCACAGAAGUUUGUUCCCUGAACUCUCCUCAUCCUCUUGCUCUCCCUCUGGUAGAAGAGGAGGAAGCAGUGUCUGAACCAGAGCCUGAGGGUUUGUCAGAGACUUUUGAUGGCUCGGAGUUAGCAGAUGACAAUCUUGGGGAGGGGACUGUUUGUAUUGAGUCCAGCCAGCAGGAACCAGUUGCUAAGCCUGGCUUCACACACCUGAGCAGCUCUCCUUGCUACUACUUUUACCAAGCGGAGGAUGGGCAGCACAUGUUCCUGCACCCCAUCAAUGUGCGCUGCCUUGUGAGGGAGUAUGGCAGCCUGGAGCGGAGCCCGGAGAAGAUCUCAGCGACUGUGGUGGAAAUCGCUGGGUACUCCAUGUCUGAGGAUGUUCGACAGCGUCAUAGAUAUCUCUCUCACUUGCCGCUCACCUGUGAGUUCAGCAUCUGUGAACUGGCUCUGCAGCCUCCUGUGGUCUCUCGGGAAACCCUAGAGAUGUUCUCAGAUGAUAUUGAGAAGAGGAAGCGUCAGCGCCAGAAGAAGGCUCGGGAGGAACGUCGCCGAGAACGUAGGAUUGAGAUGGAGGAGAACAAGAAACAGGGCAAGUAUCCAGAAGUCCACAUUCCCCUGGAGAAUCUACAGCAGUUUCCUGCCUUCAAUUCAUAUACCUGCUCUUCUGAUUCUGCUUUGGGUCCUACCAGUACUGAGAAUCAAGGAGCCCUCUCCCUUUCUCCUCUUAGCAGAAAUCCAGGUUCUCAUGCAGACUUUCUGUUGACCCCUCUGUCACCCACUGCCAGCCAGGGCAGUCCCUCACUCUGCGUUGGAAGUCUGGAAGAAGACUCUCCCUUCCCUUCCUUUGCCCAGAUGCUGCGGGUUGGAAAAGCAAAAGCAGAUGUGUGGCCUAAAACUGCUCCAAGGAAAGAUGAGAACAGCUUAGUUCCUCCUGCCCCUGUGGACAGUGAUGGGGAGAGUGAUAACUCUGACCGUGUUCCUGUACCCAGUUUCCAGAAUUCUUUCAGCCAAGCUAUUGAAGCAGCCUUCAUGAAACUGGACACACCAGCUACUUCAGAUCCCCUGUCUGAAGAAAAAGGAGGAAAGAAAAGGAAAAAACAGAAACAGAAGCUCCUGUUCAGCACCUCAGUCAUCCAUACGAAGUGACACUACUCGCCCAGGCUACCUUCUCAUCUGGUUUUCUUUUUUCUGUGCUUUGUUUUGCUGCUGUAAUUUUUAAGUAUUUGGGUUUGAACAGAUUAGCUUGGGUGGGGGGAGGGGGUUUCCACAUGUGAGGGGGAACCAAGCAAAUUUUAAAUACAGUGUAUUUUCCGGCUUCCCAUCUUUACACCAAAAUAAAGUAUUGACACUCUGAA
Messenger RNA from Fukomys damarensis (Damara mole-rat), 2789 nucleotides. RefSeq names its product ring finger protein 10 (gene Rnf10). The transcript is spliced from 18 exons. The coding region runs from base 1 to 2580 and encodes 859 amino acids. The record is from RefSeq and is a predicted model, not a curated record. NCBI's taxonomy places the organism in Eukaryota, Metazoa, Chordata, Mammalia, Rodentia, Bathyergidae. Gene Ontology annotation, biological process: positive regulation of transcription by RNA polymerase II; positive regulation of myelination. Gene Ontology annotation, molecular function: transcription cis-regulatory region binding.